Molecule: messenger RNA, 1047 nt
Organism: Lasiodiplodia theobromae
Lineage: Eukaryota; Fungi; Ascomycota; Dothideomycetes; Botryosphaeriales; Botryosphaeriaceae
Product: Fatty acid elongase
Exons: 4
Coding region: 1-1047 (348 amino acids)
Biological process (GO): very long-chain fatty acid biosynthetic process; sphingolipid biosynthetic process; fatty acid elongation, polyunsaturated fatty acid
Cellular component (GO): endoplasmic reticulum membrane
Molecular function (GO): fatty acid elongase activity
Source: RefSeq, a predicted model, not a curated record
AUGUCGAAGCCAGAUUGGAUUCAGGUCGGCGCGCCGACGCUCGACCACCCCUUCGGCCUCCAUCUGUGGCCCAUUUUCGAGAAGGCUUUCGAGACGGUCAAGGGCUACAAGCCGCAGGACUUCCGCUUCGUCCAGGAUGAGACGCCCUUGUCGACCUUCAAGUCCUGCGCUAUAAUGCUGGUCUCUUACUACGUUAUCAUCUUCGGCGGCCGCGAGGUCAUGAAAAACUACCCCGCGCUGAAGCUCAAUGGCCUGUUCAAGAUCCACAACUUUUACCUGACGGCCAUCAGCGGCAUUCUGCUGGUGCUCUUCUUGGAGCAGCUGAUUCCCGAGCUUGUGCGCAAUGGUGUCUUCCACGCCAUCUGCAGCAUUGAAGGUGGCUGGACCGACAAGCUCGUCAUUCUCUACUACCUCAACUACCUCACGAAGUACCUCGAGUUCAUCGACACCAUGUUCCUGUUCCUGAAGAAGAAGCCCUUGACCUUCCUCCACACCUACCACCACGGCGCGACCGCCCUCCUUUGCUACACACAGUUGAUUGGCCACACCUCUGUUUCUUGGGUUCCCAUUACCCUGAACCUGACUGUGCACGUGGUCAUGUACUGGUACUACUUCCAGAGUGCGCGUGGAAUCAGGAUUUGGUGGAAGAAGUACAUUACCAUCAUGCAGAUUCUCCAGUUCGUCCUGGAUCUUGGCUUCGUUUACUUCGCCUCCUGGACCUACUUCACCUCGACCUACUGGCCUUGGCUUCCCAACGCCGGCAGGUGCGCGGGCGAGGAAUUCGCGGCCUUCUCCGGCAUUGCCAUCCUUACCUCGUACCUCUUCCUCUUCAUUCUCUUCUACAUUGCUACCUACAAGAAGCCGGUUCCGAAGGGUCGCGGCCGUGCGAAGAGUGCUCUGGUCGAAAUGAAGGACGAGAAGGUCCCCACGGUUGGCGCAGUCCGCCGCCGCCUCAGCGGCGCGUCGCAGUCGAUUGCCAACGGCUAUGUUUCGCCCGCGGCUGCCGCCACCCCCAACGGCAGGGUGACGCGCUCCCGCAAGGCAUAA